Ilex paraguariensis (yerba mate) is the source of this 445-nucleotide messenger RNA. The record is from the annotation of a GenBank genome assembly. Lineage: Eukaryota; Viridiplantae; Streptophyta; Magnoliopsida; Aquifoliales; Aquifoliaceae.
CACCGCGAGAGCGCCCAUUGCCACAAAACCCACCACUACCAUGAGCUCAGCCUCAGUCACAUUCUUCAAACCCAUGGCCAUCUUCUUCUGCACCAACGGCCCCAUUGAUUCUUCCUCAUCAUCUUCAUCAUUUGCCGAAUCAUAUCGCCGGCGAUGGAGCAAUCCCCUGAGACGCAGGAGGUUGGAUCAACCCCCGGAAAUCGUCCGCCAUUGGGUCGAAGCCGAAGCAAAUCAUUCACUUCCACCUCAAGAAAGAGUUAUGGUGGUGUCAUAUAACAUUUUGGGAGACAGAAAUGCUUUCAAACACAGAGACCUAUACCAAAAUGUUCCUUCAAUUUAUAUGACAUGGGGCUACCGAAAGAGGAUUAUAUGCAAAGAACUCAUUGGAUGGAAUGCUGAUAUAAUCUGUUUGCAAAACUUGAAGGUGUUUGCAAAUUUUGGAUAG